AUGACAAAGGGCUCAUUGGUUGGAAGUAUCGUUCAGGAUCUUGGUUUGGAUAUUAAGAGACUUAAAUCUGGUCGAGCGCGGAUCUUUACGGAGGACAGUCGUGAGUACAUCGGUCUGAAUGUGGAUAAAGGGACUCUGAUAGUGAAAGAGCGGAUAGAUAGAGAGGAGCUGUGCGCGCAAGUGUCUCCCUGCUCCUUACAUUUUCAGAUCAUUCUAGAAAACCCGAUGGAGCUGCAUAGAAUCGAUGUAGAAAUAUUAGAUAUAAAUGACCAUGCUCCUGUUUUUACUAGAAAAGAGAUACACUUUCAGAUAAGCGAGCUGGCGGUUCCCGGUGCUCGCUUUUCCUUAGACAGCGCUCACGAUCCUGAUGUGGGUUUGAAUGCGCUUCAGAAAUAUACUCUCACCACAACUGAUUAUUUUACAUUGAAAGAACUGUCGCGUUCUGAUGGUACAAAAUAUGUUGAGAUGGUGUUGCAGUCGCCCUUAGAUAGAGAGCAAGAGGAGGAACUUAAAUUAACAUUGACAGCAUUUGACGGAGGAAGCCCUCAAAAAUCCGGAACAGUUAAGAUUAGCGUCACAGUAAUUGAUGCAAACGACAACACACCCGCAUUUAGCCAGUCCGUGUACAGAAUUUCUUUAGAAGAAAAUGCACCGAUAGGUACAGUAGUGUUAACUGUAAGUGCUACAGAUAAAGACAAAGGAUCAUAUGGUGAAGUGACGUAUUCGUUUUCACAGAGCUCUGGGAAAGAUUUAGACCUUUUUAGAAUUGAUUCUAACAGUGGAAACAUUUACGUUAACGGGCUGUUGGACUUUGAAAGAUCAAAACAAUAUGAACUGAAUCUUGAGGCCAUGGAUAAGGGUGGACUAACAGACAAUAGUAAGGUACUCAUUGAAUUGACUGACGUUAAUGACAACGCACCUGUCAUCAGCGUUAUAUCAUUUUCCAGCCCCAUUCCAGAAAACUGCGCUUCUGACACGAUGAUUGUAAUGCUUAACAUUAAAGAUACAGACUCUGGUAAAAACGGCCAAAUAAAAUGCUCCGUGAAUUCAGAUUUGCCUUUUCGCAUCAAACCAUCCUCCGCAAAUUUCUACACGUUGGUUACUGAUGAGCUUUUAGAUCGUGAGAAAAUAUCUGAAUAUAACAUAACAAUAACUGCUACCGAUGAAGGCUCACCCUCUUUUUCCACUAGUAAAACCUUAAAUCUUAAAAUCUCUGAUGUCAAUGACAACGCCCCUGUUUUUCAGCGUCAGUCUUACACCGCAUAUGUGAUGGAAAAUAAUUCACCAGGUGUCUCAGUUUUAUCUGUUAAAGCGCAUGACAAAGAUUCUGGUAAUAAUGCGCGCGUUUCAUAUUUUCUAGAGGAUAUUCUUGUGAACGGCGUUUCUGCUUCAACGUAUAUUUCAGUAAAUGCAGAGAGCGGAGAAAUGAAUGCAGUUCGUUCUUUCGAUUAUGAGCAAACAAAAGAAUUUAGCAUCCGCGUAAAAGCGCAAGACGGAGGAAACCCUCCUCUGAGCAGCAACGUGAGUGUGAGAAUAAUAAUUCAGGAUCAGAAUGACAACGCGCCUCAGGUUCUGUAUCCGGUCCAGUCUGGUGGUUCUGUGGUGGCUGAAAUAGUGCCUCGUUCGGCAGAUGUGGGUUAUCUGGUCACUAAAGUGGUCGCUGUUGAUGUGGACUCUGGACAGAAUGCCUGGCUCUCAUAUAAACUGCAGAAAGCCACAGACAGGGCGCUGUUUGAAGUGGGUUUACAGAAUGGAGAAAUAAGAACUGUGCGCCAGGUGACAGAUAAAGAUGCUGUGAAACAAAGACUCACUGUUGUAGUGGAGGACAACGGACAGCCCUCUCGUUCAGCUACAGUCACUGUUAACGUGGCGCUGGCGGACAGCUUCCCUGAAGUGCUCUCGGAGUUCUCUGACUUUACGCACGACAAGGAAUACAACGACAACCUGACUUUUUAUCUAGUCUUGGCUCUGGCUGUGGUUUCGUUUCUCUUUAUCGUGUCUAUCAUCGCCAUACUGUCAGUUAAAUGCUACAGAUGGAGACGCGAGCGGAUGUUUUACGAAUCUGGAGCGAAUCUCCCAGUUAUUCCGUAUUAUCCACCCCUUUACGCAGACGGAACAGGGACUUUAAAGCAAGUGUUUAAUUACGAGAUGUGCGGAACGUCUGACUCCAGAAAGAGUGAUCUAAAAUUUGUGCGGCCCUGCAGUGAGAGCAUCGUUAGUCUGGACGCAGGAGGAACGCAGACACUGCAAUACAUGCAGGAGAAUAAAGACAUAUGCAGAGAGGUUUGCUGUUUGCGCCUGGCUCCAUCAAUGUCAUAUUCAAAACGCACUCAGGAAAAUUAUAUUGCCGUUCUAAAACUGAACCCUAAGCGUCGCUGUUGUUUGAUGGGGUUGAUAUUUCUGGUUUAAUUCAUGAUACACGCCU
Messenger RNA from Triplophysa rosa, 2425 nucleotides. Its product is annotated as protocadherin gamma-A1-like. The record is from RefSeq and is a predicted model, not a curated record. Gene Ontology annotation, cellular component: plasma membrane. The transcript is spliced from 2 exons. Lineage: Eukaryota; Metazoa; Chordata; Actinopteri; Cypriniformes; Nemacheilidae. Gene Ontology annotation, molecular function: calcium ion binding. The coding region runs from base 1 to 2409 and encodes 802 amino acids. Gene Ontology annotation, biological process: homophilic cell-cell adhesion.